This is a messenger RNA of Penicillium malachiteum, 1572 nucleotides long. RefSeq names its product DUF1996 domain-containing protein. The transcript is spliced from 3 exons. The record is from RefSeq and is a predicted model, not a curated record. Bases 1 to 1572 code for a protein of 523 amino acids. Lineage: Eukaryota; Fungi; Ascomycota; Eurotiomycetes; Eurotiales; Aspergillaceae.
AUGCAUCACAUUCAAUUCCAAGCUGCUCUUGCAGCCUGUAUAGCGAUAUUUCCGCUCUUUACUAGUGCUUUCUGGCGUCUGCCAUGUCGCGGGCGAACUGGUCUUGCCCGGCUGGAUCCUAUCAUCGACCCGGGACAACUAUCAUCGCAUGUACAUUCCGUUCAUGGCGGCGGAAACUUUGGCAUGGACUCGGAUAUGCAGAUCCUGAGGGAAUCGAAUUGUACCUCGUGUGGUGUGUUACAGGAUAUGUCUGCCUAUUGGACCCCGGCACUAUACUUCAUGCAUACCAAUGGGACUGCUCAAGUGGUCACUGAAGUUGGAGGCAUGCUUGCCUACUACUUACUCUACGGAGAGAAUAUCCAAGCAUUCCCAAACAACUUCCGAAUGGUUGCAGGUGAUCCCUUCCAGCGAAAUUUCACUUGGCCCAUCCCCGAUCCGCCCAAGUCCUCAUGGUCUGGUGCACAGGUUUCCCAGGAGGCACUACGCCAGAAAGCGAUAGGUUUCAACUGCCUGAACUACAAUGAAGCCGCCGAAGGAUCCCUCAUGCGUCAUUAUAUGCCAAGCAAAGAAUACCUGGAUGAGAACUGUGUCGACGGUCUCCGCCUGGAAUUGAUGUUCCCAUCCUGUUGGAAUGGCGAGGAUGUCGACUCCCCAGAUCAUAAAUCCCAUGUUGCGUAUCCCGACCUGGUCAUGACUGGGACCUGCCCAGAAGGAUACGAGACGCAACUGGUCUCCCUUUUCUACGAGACAAUCUGGGACACCUACGCAUUUAAAGAUGUAGACGGGUAUUUUGCGCUGGCGAAUGGAGAUCCCACUGGAUUUGGAUACCAUGGAGAUUUUCUUUUUGGUUGGGAAGAUGGCGUUCUACAACAAGCCGUGGAUACUUGCACAAGUGAGACCGGCAUUGUAAACGAUUGUGAAAUCUUCGAUAUUCAGGAAGAAGAAGAUCAGCGUCAGUGUUUCUUUGAGCAACAUUCCCUGCUCCAAGAUGAGAAUACCCAGGUGGAUGCUGCCGGUUUACCAGGUGGUGUCCCUAUUGAGUGGGGGCCUGCCUAUGCAUCCCCCAAGUCUACCUCAUCAUCCUCGCCUCGUCCAGUCUCUACUCCACAGGGAUUCCCUAUUGAUAUCCCUCAUUUCUCUAUUCCCCACCUCUCCUUUGAUUUCUCGAUUCAGGCAAGUGCAGAUACCCCAGAUGCCCCAGAUGCCAAUGGGCAACCUGUCUCAACAACUACUCCGGCUGCGAUCUCUACUUCCGCUCCCAGCCCAACACCAACACCCACAACCUCUAUUAAAAUCGAUCCUAUUGCUGAGGAAAUCAUAUACCUGGAGCAAGAUGUUGUUGUCAUGAUCGACCACGAUGGCGCUCCAUACUCUACCAGCAGAGGAACUAUGCGGACUGUUUCAACUGCUAUAACUACCGCCAGUGAAACAUCUACCGUUGUUUCAUAUGUUGAAAGAGACACAAUCCCAACAGAACCCGAAGACCAGGAUCAGAUCUUACACCACGCACGCAGACAUGUCCACCACCAUGGUCAUUUGCAUCAGCGAAGAAGCUAUGGAAAAACAUUCUGA